CAAUAGAAGGUUCAAGAACAUUGUUCAAAUAAAUAAUUUUUCUCUUUUUUUCUUUUAAAUUUCUUUAUGGGCGUGACUUCUGGAUUGUUUAGCUUCCGGCUCAGCUCUGUGAACCAACACAACACCAUCCUUCUUGAUUAAGCACACAUUGUGCCUUGUCGGCAUCGAUACUGGAUCAUUUCUCAUGGCAGCUUCUCAGACCACUCCCUGGAAUUUGAUUUCUGGGAUCUUAGGAGUAAUCUGCCUUUUUUUGAUGGCUACUAUGGGAAUUUUGUUGAAAGAUUUAUAUCCUAAACACAGUAUUCAGCCAACAUUGUCUCCAGAUGCAAUCACAGAACUCCAGAAAGGCUCUAACUGUUGUUCUUGCCCAAAAGGGUGGAUUGGGUACCACUGCAACUGCUACUUCUUUUCUGGUGAAUUAAAAACCUGGAAAGAGAGUCGUGAUUUCUGUGUUUCUCAGAAUUCCAGUCUACUUCAGAUUGAAAACGGAGAUAAAUUGCAUUUUAUGAGCUCCAGUAAAUAUUUUUACUGGAUUGGACUCUCUUACCAUAAAGAAUGUGAUGCCUGGUUGUGGGAAGAUGGCUCCAGUGUCUCCCAAGAUCUAUUUAGUUCACGCUACUGGAUUUUGGAAAUGUAUAGGUUAUUUGAUCUUCACUGGACAAGAGAUCAGUAUGAAAACUAA
Messenger RNA from Leptonychotes weddellii (Weddell seal), 682 nucleotides. The record is from RefSeq and is a predicted model, not a curated record. Lineage: Eukaryota; Metazoa; Chordata; Mammalia; Carnivora; Phocidae.